Messenger RNA from Pseudophryne corroboree (corroboree frog), 2843 nucleotides. It is a transcript of the gene HDAC9, whose product is annotated as histone deacetylase 9. NCBI's taxonomy places the organism in Eukaryota, Metazoa, Chordata, Amphibia, Anura, Myobatrachidae. Bases 425 to 2437 code for a protein of 670 amino acids. The transcript is spliced from 15 exons. The record is from RefSeq and is a predicted model, not a curated record.
CACAAUUGUUAGCUCAGCUAGCCUCUCCCUCUCUCUAUUGAGUUGCUAUUUUUAGCAAAUCCUACUCGUGUCGCCACGGGCUGUGAUCACAUCUUUCUCUCCCUCUUUCUGCCUCCCUCCCAUCCUCACCCAUCCUUUCCCACUCUAACUGCAGAUUUCCAAACAUCACUGACUCCUCACUGUAGCUCCGCACCGCUCCUGUAACCUGGAUCAGCAGAUGCGACGCCUAAAACAACUUUCUUUUUGCUCUUCUCCUUGCGUUUCCCCAUUCCUCUCUCUGAAGAUGGAGCAUGUGAGGAAGCUUGGCAGCACACUGACAGACUGGUGAGCAUCCAGAAAGAUCUUGCCUUUGAAUUACUGGUCAUUGGAAAGACUUUCAUAUCAGAACAAGAUCUGCGAUUGAUCUCUAUCAAAGCUGGUCAGCAUGUCUUCUCCGACCAUGAGUUCAACCAUACAAGCAGGGAAAGUCCUGGUGCACACAUUCCUGGAAGAAGAUAUAAAUGGGGUAUCUGGACGUGACAGGCUCCUGGCACAGCACAGAAUGCACAGUAUGGUCAGCUCAGAUGUGAAGUCUGAGGUUCCCAUGGGUUUGGACCCCAUCACACCACUAGACUUAAGGACAGAUCUAAGGACCGUUAUGCCUAUUCUAGAUCCUGUCCUGCGAGAGAAGCAGCUGCAGCAGGAGCUCCUAUUAAUCCAGCAGCAACAGCAAAUCCAAAAACAGCUGCUCAUUGCUGAAUUUCAGAAACAGCAUGAAAACCUCACAAGACAGCACCAAGCCCAGCUCCAGGAACAUCUCAAGUUGCAGCAAGAACUACUGGCCAUGAAACAGCAGCAAGAGAUCUUAGAGAGAGAGAAGGAGCACAAACUGGAGCAGCAAAGGCAGGAGCAGGAAGCCGAGAAGCAUCGGCGCGAGCAACAGCUCUCGCACCUUCGCAGCAAGGAGAGAGUCAAAGAAAGAGCUGUGGCCAGCACGGAGGUAAAGCUGAAACUGCAGGAAUUCCUCCUGAGCAAAUCUGCAACAAAAGAAACUUCUACAAAUGGAUCCAAUCAUUCCAUAGGCCGCCAUCCCAAGCUUUGGUACACGGCUGCACAUCACACGUCACUGGAUCAAAGUUCUCCUCCACUAAGUGGGACCUCACCAUCAUAUAAAUACACUUUGCCAGGAGCUCAGGAUGCCCGAGACGACUUUCCUUUAAGAAAAACAGCUUCAGAACCUAACCUGAAGGUUCGGUCUCGUUUAAAACAAAAGGUAACUGAGAGGAGAAGCAGCCCUUUACUCAGAAGAAAAGAUGGAAAUGUUAUAAGUUCCUACAAGAAGAGAAUAUUUGAGGUGGCAGAGUCUUCAGUCAGUAGCAGCUCCCCAGUAUCAGGACCCAGCUCCCCGAGUAAUGGCCCAGUUAGCAUGGGAGUGGACAGUGAAAGUUCUGUCUUGCCGUCCAGCUCUCUUCCCGAGCAUUUGUCUUCACAUCAACUUCUUGUACAUCAUGAAAAGUCAAUAAACCUGCUAAGUCUAUACACAUCUCCUUCAUUACCCAACAUUACGCUAGGACUUCCCGCUGCAGCCCCUCCGCUCCAUGCCUCAUCUUCAUUAAAAGAAAAACAAAAGUAUGAGCCUCAGGCACCCAGGCAGGGGGUGUCACUGCCCGGGCAGUACGGAGGGACCCUGCCUGUAUCAUCUCACACAUCCCUGGAGGGCAAGACUAACAGCAGCCACCAAGCCUUACUGCAACACUUACUGCUGAAGGAACAGAUGCGCCAACAGAAGAUCUUAGCUACAGGUGGCACUCCUCUACUUCAGUCCCCUCUAGCGCCUAAAGAUAGAGUUUCACCAGCCGGGAGGGUGGCUCACAAGCUGCCCCGCCACCGACCCCUGCACAGAACGCAGUCUGCGCCCCUUCCCCAGAACACCCUGGCUCAGCUCGUCAUCCAGCAGCAGCACCAGCAGUUCCUGGAGAAGCAGAAACAAUAUCAGCAGCAAAUCCAGAUGAACAAAAUGCUUUCCAAAUCAAUUGAACAACUCCGUCAGCCUGGAAGUCAUUUGGAGGAAGCCGAAGAAGAAUUUCACGGAGAUUACCUGAUGAAAGACCAGAAGGUUUCCUCCACUGGGAUCAUAAGAAGUCCCAGCACUACUGAUGUCAGAACUGACCACCUAGGGUCUGUGAAGGUGAAAGAAGAACCGCCAGAUAGUGAGGAUGAAUCUCAGACACAUCCUGAAUCUAAUCAGAAAGCAGCUUUUAUGCAACAGCUCCCGGACCAUCAGCGUAUCAACCAAUUUCAUAUCUACCAGGCUCAGAUGGACACAGUUGGCAUGGGAGGAUUAGAGAAACACCGGCCUGUUUCCAGAGCACAGUCUUUCCCUGCUGCGUCGUCGUUACCUCAGCCAACUUCAAGCCAGCCUGUCAAGCAUGUCUAUGAGACUGGUAGGACUCCCUAAAGACCUAUUUUAAUAGGCAGGAUAAAUUCACUGUUCUUGUAGGAUCAACUGAUUUAAAUGCUUAGAAUACCUCCAGUAGCUGAACGCUCAAUCUACCCUCUGAUACUGCUGGAUGAUUCGAGGUUAGGCCGGCAUCGUGACAGCCGUUGUGGCUGAUAAAUCAGAAGCGGUGUUUUCUUACUUAUAAUAAAUCACUGCUAUCAUUGAAGGACUUUGCCAAAAUAUCAACAGGUGCACUUGUGGGUAUUUAUAGUUUUAUUUUCACUUCUUGAUGGUUUGGACUUCCCACGAUUCAUAUUCGCAAUGCAAAAUGUGACCUGCAAAAUGUUAUUCCAAGCAAAAUAUGUUGAUUGUUGUGGUUUGCCAGGAUAUAGGUCUUUUUCCUAAUAAAGUACUUAUCCAACUA